GAAGAAGAGGAGGAGGAGGAAGAGGAAGAAGAAGAGGAGGAUGAAGAGGAGGAGGAGAUGGCUCCUGAAGUGAUCUGUGAAGAAGCUCCUCACACUUCUCAGGACACCCAGAAAAGCCACUGUGAAGGACAGUUCAGCCCGAAGCCCGAGUACUCGGUUAUUGUGGAGGUCCGGUCGGAUGAUGACAAAGACGAUGAUGCCCGCUCCCAGAAAUCAGCAGUGACUGAUGAGUCAGAGAUGUAUGACAUGAUGACGAGGGGGAACCUGGGUCUGCUGGAACAAGCCAUCGCGCUGAAGGCUGAGCAGGUGAAAAUCGUGCGGGAGCCCAGCCGGCUGCCAGGAGACCACGUCAAGCACUUCCAAGUGGACGAGAAACAGAGCAAACCACUGGACAGCAUCCGAAAGAGCUACUACGGCAAAGAUCCUUCAAGACCCGAGAAGCGAGAAAUCAAAUGUCCGACUCCUGGCUGCGACGGGACCGGCCACGUCACGGGACUCUACCCCCACCAUCGCAGCCUCUCUGGUUGUCCACACAAAGACAGGAUCCCUCCCGAGAUCUUGGCCAUGCACGAGAACGUGUUGAAAUGCCCCACGCCAGGCUGCACAGGACAGGGCCACGUCAACAGCAACCGCAACACGCACAGGAGUUUAUCUGGGUGCCCCAUUGCUGCUGCUGAAAAAUUAGCCAAAUCGCAUGAAAAGCAACAAACCCAGUCUGGUGAUCCUUCGAAGACCAGCUCCAAUUCUGACCGGAUACUCAGGCCUAUGUGCUUUGUGAAGCAACUGGAGAUCCCUCAGUAUGGAAGCUACCGGCCCAACAUGGUCCCAGCAACCCCUCGGGCCAACCUGGCCAAGGAGCUGGAGAAGUACUCCAAGGUCACCUUCGAUUAUGCAAGUUUUGAUGCUCAGGUUUUUGGCAAACGCAUGCUUGCCCCAAAGAUUCAGACUAGCGAAACCUCACCUAAAGCCUUUAAAUCCAAACCUUUUCCAAAGGCCUCUUCCCCCAGCCACAGCCCCUCCAGCAGUUACGUGAAGAGCACUUCAUCUUCCUCCACAGGCUUCGACUACUCCCACGAUGCCGAGGCUGCGCACAUGGCUGCCACUGCCAUCCUCAACCUCUCCACCCGCUGCUGGGAAAUGCCGGAGAAUCUCAGCACCAAGCAGCAAGAGGCCCCCGGCAAGUCCAUGGACAUUGAGGUGGACGAAAAUGGGACUCUGGACUUGAGUAUGAACAAGCACCGCAAACGGGAGAGCACCUUUCCCAGCAGCAGCAGCUGCAGCAGUAGUCCCAGCAUGAAGUCCCCAGACGUGUCCCAGCGCCAAAACAGCACCAGUGCCACAAGCAGCACCAUGACCUCCCCCCAGUCCAGCCAGACCUCCCGCCAGGAUGAAUGGGAUGGGCCCAUUGACUACACUAAACCAAACCGUCAGCGGGAAGAGGAGCCAGAAGAGUCAGAGCCUGCCGCCCACUCUUUUGCCUCCUCGGAAGCUGAUGAGCAAGAAGUGUCGGAGGAAAACUUUGAAGAACGAAAAUACCCAGGGGAAGUUACUUUAACAAACUUCAAGCUUAAAUUCCUCUCCAAGGACAUCAAGAAAGAGCUGCUCACUUGUCCAACCCCAGGCUGUGACGGCAGCGGACACAUAACAGGAAACUAUGCCUCUCACCGCAGCCUUUCUGGUUGUCCUCUUGCUGACAAGAGCCUCAGAAACCUCAUGGCUGCCCACUCUGCUGACCUCAAGUGCCCUACUCCUGGUUGUGAUGGCUCUGGUCACAUAACAGGAAAUUAUGCAUCGCAUAGAAGUCUGUCAGGCUGCCCUCGUGCCAAGAAAAGUGGGAUCAAGAUCACCCCGACAAAGGAUGAUAAAGAAGACCCAGAGCUGAUGAAGUGUCCAGUUCCUGGCUGCGUUGGGCUCGGACACAUCAGCGGCAAAUACGCCUCUCACCGGAGCGCGUCGGGGUGCCCUCUCGCAGCGCGCAGGCAGAAGGAGGGAUCGCUCAAUGGCUCCUCGUUUUCCUGGAAGUCAUUGAAGAAUGAAGGCCCUACCUGCCCUACCCCGGGCUGCGACGGCUCCGGCCACGCCAAUGGAAGCUUCCUCACUCACAGAAGUUUGUCAGGGUGUCCAAGAGCUACUUUUGCUGGGAAGAAAGGAAAACUCUCAGGGGAUGAAAUUCUCAACACAAAGUUCAAGACCAGCGAUGUUCUGGAGAACGACGAAGAGAUCAAGCAGCUGAACAAGGAGAUCAGUGAGCUGAACGAGUCCAACUCGGAGAUGGAAGCAGCCAUGGUGAAACUGCAGUCGCAGAUCUCCACCAUGGAGAAGAACCUGAAGAACAUUGAGGAGGAAAAUAAAAUCAUAGAGGAGCAAAACGAAGCCCUGUUCCUGGAGCUCUCAGGGUUGAGCCAGGCUCUAAUCCAAAGUCUUGCCAAUAUCCGCCUUCCGCACAUGGAGCCAAUUAGUGAGCAGAACUUUGAUGCGUACGUGAACACGCUGACCGACAUGUACACCAACCAGGAGUGCUACCAGAACCCGGAGAACAAGGACCUGCUGGAGAGCAUCAAGCAAGCCGUCAAGGGCAUCCAGGUCUAGUGCCGCGGGAUGGAGAUGAGCAAGCGAACGGACUGUAAGAUGGAACUUUCCCUCCAAGUAUUCAGGUUUACAAGUUAGAAAACUUGUUUAAUGAAUGAAAAAAAAAAAAAAA
Messenger RNA from Tauraco erythrolophus (red-crested turaco), 2701 nucleotides. The record is from RefSeq and is a predicted model, not a curated record. NCBI's taxonomy places the organism in Eukaryota, Metazoa, Chordata, Aves, Musophagiformes, Musophagidae.